GUAAUAUUUCUUCUUACCAUAUGUUAAAUAUCAUCUUGAUGUCAACAAAUACGAGUGUUUUUUGUUUUUGUUUGUUGCCACUUGCCAAACAUAUUUUUUUUUACUCAAACACUGAACUAAAUAAGUGAUUUAGACAAUUUUAUACCAAUCAAUUUCGAUAAUAUUUAAAUAACAAUGGAAAAUGGUGUAAGAGUAAAUGAUAAUAGUGAGGAGGUUGAAAAACUAACACUAAAAAUCAUAAAUAAUGACAAAAUGAAAGAAUCAAAUGAUGACAUUGAUGCAUUAUUUCCAAUUCCAAAUUUUGGAAUUGACGUUGGUGAUGUACCAUUGAGCAAAGCACUUGUUACAAAAUGUGAUUUAUUUUGGAUUUGUGUAUCAAUAUUAACUCAUUUAAUUGACAUUGGUGCUGAUUUAAAUCUUGCAAGAAGUUAUUAUGUUGGUGGAAUGUUUGGAUACUUCAUAUGGACUGUUAUUUUCUUAUUUGCUCCAUCAUUUAUCAACAUCAUUGUCAGCAUCAGAAUGUACAAUCAAGACUGCGAGAAAAAUGCAGAAAAUUAUAAAACACAAACACUUGCUAAUAAAACUGUUCGUAAUGUUUUAUGUUGGCCAGCAAUUUUGAUAUUUCAAUUAGCACCAGUAUUACGUUACAUUGAUUGUUUUAAUUUUGCAUUAAAAUCAUAUAAUUACAAAGCUAAAGGUGAUAAUUUAAAACAAAAAAAAUAUUAUCUUAAAAUGUUAAAAGAAGAACAAGAUAUUGCACUUUUAAGAGUAUUUGAAUGUUUUCUUGAAGCAGCACCACAUCAAAUACUCCAACUAACAAUAAUGAUGAUCAAUCAUGAUGAACAAAAUAUCAAUUCAAAUUUUAUUCAUCAGUGUAUUUCGAUACUAAGUUCAUUGAUAGGAAUGGGCUGGGCAAUGGCAUCUUAUCAUCGCAGUAUAAGACUUGCCCAGUGGGACAAAGAAAAUAUCACUGCAAUUGGAAGUUAUCUACAAUUUUUCUGGCACUUUUUUAUCACUGUUUCAAGAAUUGUUGCAAUCAGUGCAGCAGCAACAGUAUUUACAAUGUACACAUUAAUUGUUGCAAUAGUACACUGGAUUAUAAUGACAAUUUGGAUAUUAUUUAGACCAUCUGGUGUUGAACAAUUUUGUCGUGAUCUUAGAAAACCUCCACAUGCACGUCUUACUAUUGUUGAAAAAAUUAAAUCAUGGCUAUUUGCUUCGGUAAUUGGUGUUAUAUCUAUUUUUACAUAUUUAAAACCAAGUGAAGGACCAACAUACUGGCGACAUGCAUUUUAUUAUACUAUUUGUGGUAUUGAAAAUGUUUUUGCUUGUUUAAUAUGGAUUUAUUUUGAUGUUGCUGUUACAAAAUGGUAUUAUGAAUUAAUUAUUAUUCUUUGUACAGCUCCAUUUAUUCUUGGAAUGUCAUUUAUGAUUAUUUAUUAUCAAUUUUUUCAUCCAGCAACUAAAAAAAAUAUUGUUAAUCAAUAAUUUAUUUGAUUUAUUUUCUUGAGAAUCUCAAAUUAUUUGUACCAGUGCAUUUAUACUUUUAUAACUUUUAUAAUGCUUUGAUUAGAUUAUUUUAAGGAUACAAUUAUUAAAAAAGAAAAAUAUUAAACUUAACAUUUUUUAAAUGUUAAAAUGGGUUUAUAUUUUUUGUUGAAUGUUUAUUUAAUAUUUAGCUCAAAUGUUGAAAUUUAAUAUUCAAAAAAAAGUAAUAUUUUCAAGAUAAAUUUCGGAGCAAAACUGAAAUAUUAAUUUUAGUUUUCAAUUCAACAAAAUAUAUAUUUUCAACUGCCUAUUUUUGUUGAGAAAAAAAUAUUGAUAUUAUCAAUUAACCAUGACAUAUUUUUAUACGAUAAAUUAAAUUUAAAUAAAAAAAAAUUAUAAUAAACACUCAAGACUAUAUUUGUAA
Molecule: messenger RNA, 1912 nt
Organism: Aphidius gifuensis
Lineage: Eukaryota; Metazoa; Arthropoda; Insecta; Hymenoptera; Braconidae
Product: XK-related protein 6
Exons: 4
Coding region: 175-1488 (437 amino acids)
Biological process (GO): engulfment of apoptotic cell; apoptotic process involved in development; phosphatidylserine exposure on apoptotic cell surface
Cellular component (GO): plasma membrane
Source: RefSeq, a predicted model, not a curated record